Messenger RNA from Acanthochromis polyacanthus (spiny chromis), 3346 nucleotides. RefSeq names its product regulator of chromosome condensation (RCC1) and BTB (POZ) domain containing protein 2 (gene rcbtb2). The transcript is spliced from 12 exons. The coding region runs from base 258 to 1841 and encodes 527 amino acids. Gene Ontology annotation, molecular function: protein binding. NCBI's taxonomy places the organism in Eukaryota, Metazoa, Chordata, Actinopteri, Pomacentridae. The record is from RefSeq and is a predicted model, not a curated record.
CCUGAACGCACCGCCCCAUUACAGGAAGUAAAGAAGUGUAUGUUUUUUCAGGCGGUGGUUGCGAUCAAAGCUAGCUUCAUCAAGGUGCAUCCCGUUGCGGCUGAUGUGGAACUAACUUUACCAGACCUCCAAAUAUGAUUUCAUCAUCAAGGUUAUUCGCUAAAUAUGUUGAUUGGCAGUUUUUAAGUGUCACUGUUGGCUAGAAACACGGCGUCGCGGACGAAACACUAGCAAGAAACAACAGCAAGCUGAAUAGUAUGCUGGACGUGGGGAAGUGGCCAGUGUUUGCGCUCCUUCCUCCUGAGGAACUACGGCUUAUCCGGCAGGCUUGUGUCUUUGGCAGUGCUGCAAAUGAAGCCCUCUAUGUCACAGUUAAUGAUGAGGUCUUUGCUUUAGGCACCAACUGCAGUGGCUGUUUAGGGCUCGGAGACCUUCAAAGCACUAUUGAGCCGCGCAGGAUUGAUGUGUUGUGUGGAAAGAAGAUUGUGUCCCUAAGCUAUGGAACAGGACCGCAUGUGGUUAUCGCUACUGCAGACGGAGAAGUGUUCGCCUGGGGCCACAAUGGUUACAGCCAGCUGGGAAAUGGGACCACCAACCACGGCCUGACCCCCGCUCUGGUGUCCACCAACCUCCUCAGCAAGAGAGUGACAGAAGUGGCCUGUGGCUCCCACCACACUAUUGCUCUUACAACCGACGGGGAGGUGUAUGCGUGGGGUUACAACAACUCAGGCCAAGUAGGUUCAGGAUCCACUGCCAACCAGCCGACACCACGACGGGUCAGCAGCUGCCUGCAGAACAAAGUGGUUGUCAACAUCGCCUGCGGUCAGCUCUGCUCCAUGGCUGUACUGGACAACGGCGAGAUAUAUGGUUGGGGCUACAAUUGCAACGGACAGCUAGGUUUGGGCAACAAUGGAAAUCAGCAGACACCGUGCAGGAUCGCUGCCCUCCAAGGCGUCAACAUCGUCCAGGUUGCUUGUGGAUAUGCGCAUACACUGGCUCUGACGGAUGAGGGGUUUGUUUACGCUUGGGGAGCCAACUCAUAUGGGCAGUUGGGAACAGGCAAUAAGAGUAACCAGGCUCUCCCCACCCUAAUAAACACAGACAAGGAGAGGAUGGUGGAGGUUGCUGCAUGCCACACCAGCCACACGUCAGCUGCCAAGACGCAGAGCGGGCAGGUUCUGAUGUGGGGUCAGUGUCGAGGUCAGGCCGUGGCGAGCCCCCAUCUCACCCAUUUCAGCAGCACAGACGACGUGUUCGCCUGCUUCGCCACGCCAGCAGUCACGUGGCACCUCCUCUCCGUAGAUGGCGAUGACUACCUGACAGUUGCUCAGUCUUUAAAAAAGGAGUUUGACAGUCCAGAGAUUUCAGACCUGAAGUUCUUGGUUGAUGGGAAGUGCAUCCAUGUUCACAAAGCCCUGCUGAAAAUCAGGUGUGAGCAUUUCCGUGCACUGCUGAAUGAAACGGACGAGGAUGCCAUAGAAAUCCACCAGUUCUCAUACCUGGUGUACAGAGCCUUCUUGGAGUAUCUCUACACAGACACUAUUAACCUGCCACCAGAGGAUGCUAUUGGGCUGCUAGACUUGGCGACGUUCUACCGAGAGACAAGGCUGAAGAGGCUGUGCCAGGAAACGAUCAAGAGGGGCAUUUCUGAAGAGAAUGCCAUCACUCUGCUCUCUGCUGCUGUCAAGUAUGAGGCCCGGGACCUGGAGGAGUUCUGCUUCAAGUUUUGUGUCAACCAUCUAACAGCUGUCACGCAGACCCAGGCCUUUGCAGACAUGGAUCAUGACCUGCUCAAGAACUUCAUUAGUAAAGCCAGUCGCUACGGGGCUUUUAAAAACUGACUGCAGCGGCCCCUGUAGUGACGGAUUCAGCACGAUGAGGUUUAAGCUCACAGAGGAGAGCACCCGAGACCAAAGUAAACACCCGGCUGCCCAGCACUUCAAAGACUCGUCUCUGAGGAUGUAAAUACUGGCAGGGCAAACGGGUGAAGGUUUCACUUACUAAAGUGAUGCUUCUGCAUUACCGCUCCAAACCUUAACCCAAGCACAGUGGUUGUGUGGGGUGUGAAAGUUGGUUUACACCACUAGUCUGCAGACAGAGCAGAAGUUGAAGAGAGAGAUGUGCCACAGUGGUUGUCUCUCUGUUGUUUUUGUGUUACUGACAAUAUGCUUGGCUGAUUCUGUGUCGGAUUCGUUUGAUGGAGCCAGCCAGCAUCCAAACGGGUGCAUGGAAUUCCCACACAGUUCAGACAGGAUGCCUGAAAACGCUGAAUGCUUCACAUAAUCUCUUGUAGUAGGAAGAGUCGGUAGGCAGGUUUAGGUAGUUUUUAAAUCACACUGCUAUUUAUCAUCCUGUAGUUCUGUACAUUAUGUCUGAUCAGUAUAGGCGGGAUGUGAUCAGCUACAACAAGUCAGCCAUCAAUCAACCUGUCACAUUGUGCUGCUUUUCUUUAAAGCCUUGAUGCUCAAACUUCCUGGAGUGAGAAGUCAUAUUUACUGAGGAAAAACAAUCAAGAUCUUCUUCUGUUUUAGAAAACUUAUUUUGGCGCUUUUUUUGUGAACAGUUAUCUGAUCAAUGACAAUGUUUAUCUCACGCAAGUCAAUGUUUUGCCACUUUGUUUUAUAAUGUAGUUAUUCAUUAGUUAUUCAUACGCCAUCCAGACUUGUGCUUACUGUUUGGUAUUUUACUAACAUUUGCACUGUUUUGCUGUAGACAGUUGCUUUUGCCACCAUGUCAGCGGACUGAUAGGAAACAGUACAGUGGGCUACACACUGAUGAGAAAUAAGAACGUACGACUGCAUGUAUACUUGUGAUGAGUUUGACCCUCUUUGUGCAGCUGUGAACUAUGUUUGAGUUACACAAACGUGUUGAUUCCUGUGUAUCCUGUCAGCAACGUUACACUGUACAUGCAGCUGAUUUUACAGUUGCAUUUCAUUGUAAUUUGGUAUGUUUACAAAUGUUUGCUUGUUUUAUUGUUUGUUUGUUUUUUAUUGUUAACAUGUUGGCAGCAAACCUCUGGUUGUUUUUACGAGCGUUUCUUUAUACGUCCCCCCCUGGUAUGGAACAGUUCUGGCUCAGUGUAAUUGCCAAGACUCAUAUAGGACCACAAGGUCUUUAAAUGUAGUUAACAGAUUAUUCCAUCUUGAGUUCCUGAAUUAGUCUCACUAGAGUGUGACAUGUUAUUACUUUAACAAGCCAAUUAGAAUGUUUUUGGAACAUUUUGAUAAUGACUAAAAUUGCCAGUGUGUUGUCAUUUUGUAUGAGAAUGAAUGCUGUGAGCUUCAGACAGUGACACUAAUGGUUACAUUUGACAAUGUACUCUAUAUUAAAAUCAAUAACUACAUAA